Molecule: messenger RNA, 2158 nt
Organism: Camellia sinensis
Lineage: Eukaryota; Viridiplantae; Streptophyta; Magnoliopsida; Ericales; Theaceae
Gene: NDC1
Product: NAD(P)H dehydrogenase C1
Biological process (GO): aerobic electron transport chain; phylloquinone biosynthetic process
Cellular component (GO): chloroplast
Molecular function (GO): NAD(P)H dehydrogenase (quinone) activity
Source: RefSeq, a predicted model, not a curated record
GAUGUGUUGCUACGUCGCGCUCUCUCUCCCUCUCUCUUUGGAGUUUCUAUUCUACUAAUCUCCGCAACAAGAACAAUUCCAACUGUAUUAUCGCAGAGAGAGGUCGUCGUGGCGGUGCUUUGUUCUCUAAUGGCACACACUGUAUUGUUUGCCUCAGCAACACUCACUCCUUUCAAUCGGAUUUCAGGAGCUUCGAAGCAAUUGUUGCCUGGUUCUUUGAAUAAAUUUGGAAGCAAUUCAUUGUUGUUUGGAAGCAUUCGAAGGAAUGGUUUGAGGAUUGUGGUUUCGGGCGCAGCAGGGAAGAAUGGGGGCCUGGUGGAACUGCCUCAAGGCAAAAGGGCUUCUCGCUCUUAUGCUUGGCCUGAUAAGAAGAAACCAAGGGUAUGCAUACUGGGAGGUGGAUUUGGAGGUCUCUAUACUGCAUUAAGACUAGAAUCCCUUGCAUGGCCUGACAACAAGAAACCUCAGGUACUUCUUGUUGACCAGUCUGAACGCUUCGUUUUCAAGCCAAUGUUAUAUGAGCUUUUAUCUGGAGAAGUGGAUAUAUGGGAAAUAGCUCCACGUUUCUCAGAUUUGCUUGCAAACACUAGUGUGCUUUUUUUCCAAGACAGGGUGAAACUUUUACAUCCCUUGGAUCAUGAGGGAAUGUAUGCACCUACAAGGUCUAGCUGUGGAGGAACUGUGCAUCUUGAAAGUGGGCUUCUUAUUGAAUAUGACUGGUUGGUACUUGCUUUGGGAGCUGAAUCUAAAGUUGACAUUGCACCCGGUGCAGCAGAAUUUGCAUUGCCAUUUUCCACCCUGGAGGAUGCAUGUGUAGAUGAGAAGUUAAGAACAUUGGAGAGGAAGUACUUUGGUAAGGACAAUCCAAUUCGUGUGGCAGUAGUGGGAUGUGGUUACUCUGGAGUUGAGUUAGCUGCCACAGUAUCAGAGAGACUACAAGAUAAAGGAAUUGUACAAGCGAUUAAUGUGGAUACCACAAUCUUGCCAACUGCCCCACCUGGCAACAGGGAGGCUGCAUUGAAAGUUCUUUCAUCCAGAAAGGUUCAACUUUUAUUGGGUUAUUUUGUCUGCUCUAUAUCAAGAGCUAGUGAUUUCAAAAAGAAUGUUGGAGUGGUGCACAUUGCAGAAGCUCAUGAUUCUGAAAGACUAAUUCUGGAGCUGGAGCCUGCUAAAAAAGGCUUACAAAAUCAAACACUGGAAGCCGAUCUAGUAUUAUGGACUGUUGGGUCUAAACCUUUACUUCCUUUAUUAGAAUCCUGUGACAAGCCCCAUGAGCUUCCUCUUAAUGCCAGGGGCCAAGCAGAAACAGAUGAUACUCUCCGUGUCAAGGGCCAUCCACGCAUAUUCUCAAUUGGUGAUGCUUCUUCACUGAGAGACUCCAAUGGGAGACUACUUCCAGCCACAGCACAGGUAGCUUUCCAGCAAGCAGAUUUUACUGGUUGGAAUCUUUGGGCUGCAAUCAAUGACCGACCUUUGAUGCCAUUUAGAUUCCAGAAUUUAGGUGAGAUGAUGACUCUUGGGAGAAAUGAUGCUGCUAUUUCACCAAGUUUCUUGGAGGGGCUAACCUUGGAAGGUCCUAUAGGUCAUACUGCGAGGAAAAUAGCAUACUUGGCGAGAUUGCCUACAGACGAGCACCGUUUGAAAGUGGGGAUGAGUUGGUUUGUGAAGUCUGCUGUGGAUUCAGUUACAACGCUGCAGAGUACUCUUGCCAAAGUUGUUUCAGGAGCAUAGUUCAAUUGCAUCUCUCUUUUAAAGGCACACAUUCUUUUCUUUUCUAUUCUCUCACUUAUAAAUUAUUUAUUAACCGACACAGAAUUUGAUGUAAAAAUCCCAACAAGCAGCUGAAUUUAUCAAAGGAAAUAACAAUUUCACACUCACAGUUUUACUGAGCACAUAUUCAGGAAAACUGAGUAGGCAUUGCACAAUUUACCUUUGUAUUAUUUAGGGUAGGUAAAAUACAAGAUAUUGUUGAUCCAACACACAAUGAUGUAGUAUGUAAUAGUGGUACUGGUGUGAUUUGAGUGGUCGAUCAAUUAGUCGACCCCUCCUAGUUAAAUGUUCCACCACAGCGCCGAUAUAUUUGAUUUGUUUUGUGUGUAGUAGAGAGAAUGAAUGAAUUGGUCUGAGGGAGAGGCCCACUCACCUUCUUGUUUAUGUU